UUAUCUCUGAGAGUGUAUCAUCUAUGCAACGUUGCAAAGCAUGCAACCAGUGCUUCCGGUGCUCCGAUUUCACCGAUUUCUUCAUUCCUCCAGAUUCUGCCCAGGUCGAGUCUCCUUUAAAUAUCCACCGGAGUGCAUUAAUUAAACCCGAAAAAAGCUCGUGCUUUCCCCCCGAGUACUAUUUCUCACCGGAGGUCCGCGAUGGCAGCUCGGUGCACAAGCUCAUACCGAGAGGGAGCGCGAGGAGAGCACGAGCAUCUCUCUGUCACAGCAUCGCCUCCAUUGCGAGCACAUCCGACAUCCUGCAUGAUGGCUUUAUCCUAGACGUGUCGUGCACGCGAGCUUGUGAAGGUUGUUGUUUUGCUCGGUCUUGUUUUGUUUUGGUUUUUGUUUUGCAUAUGAAUGCAUGCAUUCGCGUCGUCGCGUUUAUCCUUCGGCAUCUUGUUUUUGUUUUACGCCCCGCCGGGGAAUGCGAGCGAGGCAUCAUGGUGCGCAUCCUCAGCGCCCUCGGCUUGGUGAUGUUCAGCGUGGCUCUGCUCAUCCUCUCUCUCAUCAGCUACGUGUCCAUAAAGAAGGACGCCAUCUUCACGGGCCCCAAAUACCCGAGCGGCGGCGGGCCGCGGAUGUACAUGUUUCACACGGGUUUUAGAUCCCAAUUGGCAAUGAAGUUUCUGGACCCAGCGUUUACACCCCUGAACAACGCUCUAAAUGAGAACCUUCAGGAGAAUUCCUCCAAGUGGAAGUUUAAUAAGACGGGAUAUUUAGAGCAAAGUAAAGAGAUCGCCCAGUACAUCGACGUGCCACGUAACUUCACCCUGACCAAGAGCAGCGUCCGCGUGGGUCAGCUGAUGCACUACGACUACUCCAGUCAUAAAUACGUCUUCUCCAUCGGCGAGAACUUCCGUUCCCUCUUGCCGGACUCGUCACCCAUCCUUAACAAGCGCUACAACACGUGUGCCGUGGUGGGAAACAGUGGCAUCCUGACGGGCAGCCGGUGCGGUGCCGUCAUCGACGCCUACGACUUUGUCUUCCGCUGCAACUUCGCACCUACUGAGGUCUUCCGCAGGGACGUGGGCCGACGCACAAACCUCACGACCUUCAACCCCAGCAUUCUGGAGAAGUACUAUAACAACCUGCUCACCAUCCAAGACCGGAACAACUUCUUCCUGAGCUUGAAGAAGCUGGAUGGUGCCAUCCUGUGGAUUCCGGCCUUUUUUUUCCACACCUCGGCCACGGUCACACGCACGCUGGUGGAUUUCUUUGUGGAGCACCGGGGGCAGCUGAGGGUGCAGCUCGCCUGGCCUGGGAACAUCAUGCAGUAUGUCAACAGGUACUGGAAGACAAAGCAGCUCUCCCCGAAGCGCCUGAGCACGGGGAUCCUGAUGUUCACUCUGGCCUCGUCCCUGUGCGAGCAGAUUCACCUGUACGGCUUCUGGCCGUUUGGCUGGGACCCGAACACGGGCAAGGAGCUGCCCUACCACUACUACGACAAGAAAGGCACCAAGUUCACCACCAAGUGGCAGGAGUCGCACCAGCUGCCCACCGAGUUCAAGCUACUAUUCAAGAUGCACACGGAGGGCAUCCUCAAGCUGAGUCUCUCGCACUGCGCAUAGAGGUCAAAACCCCGGAGGUCAGAAGGGCACAGGGAUCCUAAAGCUGGAGAUGCGGGGCUUUUUUAAAGGCGCAUAUCAAAACUUAACACUUAUUUAUGCUAGUAUCGAUGACGUCAAGUGCCAAUCAGCGACAUUUUUAUGAUGCAGCUUUUACAAACAGCGCCCUGACACUCGUACGGGAAGUACGUUAGCCGUGCCGGCUGUUAGCGAACGCCGACCUGGGUCCAGACCAGCAAUUUACUGAACCAAGACUUUUGAAAACGUGUUCAAGCCAGUCACAAGGACGGGGCAGAACAGACACACCAUGACCAGAGAGACAUUUCAAGACCCUGUUCGCUUUAAAGGCUAAUAUAAUUAAUAAAAAUGACACGCUAAUAUAAUAUCAUUCUGCAUCUGUAGAUGAAAUCGGAGCGCUAUUCACCAUCAUCGGAUGGUUUUGAAUGUAAAAAACGAAUGUUAUCACUUCAUAGUCAUUUCAGUAGUGAAAAAGAGCAACGUUAAUUCUUCACUCCACAUGUAGAUGCGCAUCUAUACGUUUGAUAUGUGUUCGAUCUCCAUAUAGACAGGAUCUCACUUAUAUAGACUAGACACCUGUGAUAACUGAAUGUUUAGAGUUAUUAUUGAAUUCAGUAGGCUUUGUAGUGUCGAUUCUGACAGGGAGAAACCAUUUUGACUGGACAGCUGUCCUGUCAUUCAAUCCUAAAGGCAGGGAAAAAACCCUAACCGAACCACACGGUAAGGGUUCUAGGUUUAUUUAUUAAAGGAGCAAUCUGUAAUUUUUCAGUCUAUCUCCUGGCUGUAAGGUGAAAACACUGACAAGCCUUUGCUCCUCCCCCGACUGAGCCAAUUGUUAUUGCUUUAUACAAGUUGCCUUUCAACGAAAUGGGGCGGAGCUCAUUUCAGGGCCAGAAAUUUUUUUCAAGCAAAAGCCUGAAAGAAAGAGACUAACGAGACAUGUUGCACGGCGGAAUUGCAGACUAUUUUUUUCCUAAGAAAAUCUUUAAACCAUUAAUAGGUUAAAGGAGGUUUAGGAACACCUUGAAUUAUUACUAACCGCACCUUUAAAAAAAAUCCAGAAUUUCCUGAUCUACAGAUAGGUUUGUUCUGUGAUCGCUGACUUACUGAAACGUUGCACAUUUAUGAAUGUUAUCAGAAUGUGUGUGCGUGUGUGUAUCUGUGAGAAUUACAUAUAUAUAUAUAAUAUAUCUGUAUGUGAAAAGACGAGAAUGUCGACUUUCCGGGUCAAGCUUCCGAAUAAAAGUGUUUUUUUUAAAAGAAAAUCCCAAACUCCUGCACCUUACACACAACUGCUUAACGGCUGCAGUAAUACCAGGCAGAUGCACACGAACCCUCUCGCCCUGCGCUUAGAGGUCAGGGGUGGAGGUUAGAAAGGUCACAGGCCAGGAUUUUAGGCUUUGCAGAUGGAGGUGUGGGCAGAUUUAGGCUUUCUUUUUUUUUACAGGCGCAUAAAACCGGCCUGCUGUCUUUGUCUCGGCUUUCCCUUUUAAAAUACUCCCAGCUCUCGUAACCCGGCUCAAAGGUUCUUGAAGGUCCGGUGUGGAAGGCUUCAGCAAAGAGCCGUUUAUUUAACCAACACUUGAGCCAGAAGCUUUUUUCCUCGCAGCGUCCAUUACUCAAACGAGCUGCUGCUACUUUUGGGAAACACACUGAUCAGACCCAGAUCGGGAAAAGUUCCAGUAUUGGUUGCACAAAUGCUAAUUUUAGUAUUUUCCAGUACUUAGUCAUAUUGUAUUACGUCUGCUUAUUAAGCGUCCUGCUCUGAGAUUUAUCAGAACGUCCACAUGAAACCGCACGGCCCUGAUAAAGCCGGGCUUAACAUAGCGGCAGAUAUAUAUAUUUACGAGACGAGAAAACUUACUGUAAGAGCAGGAAAAAAGCCGGAUCCAUGAAGGAAAUCCCUGCUCAUUUAACAAGAGAAAACGAAUAUGUUAUAUGAUUUCUGGGAAGCUUUCCAGUACUUUCACACAUUUCUCUAAAUAAAUGGACACCCCAUUGAAAGUUGAUUUAAUAUGUAUGUUUUCUUCCUCCUCAUUUGUGCCACUCAAUGAUAAAGCAAUUUAGAAAUCUAUGAUAAAUGUAUUGACUCGAUCGAUUAAAAAAAAAGAAAAAGUGUCACGGAAAGAGAAUAAAUAGAACAAACGCCACGUCAACGAAUCAGCGGCUCGAUAGAUCGACAUUAACAGCCUUUAAUAAAGAAUAUCAGUCCACGGCGCUGUCAGAUUCUCCAUUAUAUCUUUGCUUACAGGAUGCUAAUUCAUUUUCCGUAACAGCAGCUCUGACAGUUCUGUUAAAGCGCUCGUUCUGAUACGGUAUUGUUUCUAUAGCAACAAGCUCGUUUACAAGGAGCUGCGGAUAGACAGAUUAGAUCGUUUAUAUGAAAGGCGUGGUUUGUUAUACGGUUAGGGCAGGAGUCUCCAGUGUCAGAGCGGUGUAACAGUCCGAGGUAAAGCUGUACGUUUGCUGUGGAGUUAAUAAAAUGUAACUGGAAACAGAUAAAAAAGUACAACAUGUCAUUUCUUUAAUUAAAAUGUAUAUGUCUUGGCAAAUUGCUGUGGUGUGGACGUGGAGUUAGAGAAAAAUAUUCAAAACACGUCGCUGAUUAUUUCCUUAUGACGUCACAACACAUACAGAUUUUUUGUUUGUUUGUUUUUUCUUUUUAUUUACAUUUUUAUUAUCAACUCAUCCAGGAUUUAUUAUUAAAAAAUAAUUGUAAUGAAUUCUAAUGAUUUUAAAACAUUAUACAUAUUUGAAAUUAUUUUAUUUCAUAAUAAUACUACUACUAAUAAUAAAAAUAAUAAUAAUAACAGUAAGAAAAAAGAAAAGAUUUUUUUUUAAAUGUUUUAAUUAAGUUCAUUUUAAUUAAAUUUUAAUUUUAAUGCCUAUUAAAAUGUGAUUUCUUUCCUAAAAUUUUUAUUUAUUUUUUUAAUUCUUUUUUAUAUUUAUGAUUCUAUCUCCUGCUUUAUUCGUUUAUUCGUCGAUAUCAAUUUACUGAUCAGGUGAAAAUGAUUGAGUGGCACAAACGAACCUCUGCUGAAUUUUUAAAGGCAAACUUAUUGUUAUUUAUUUGUUUAUUUAUGAAUUUGAAUUUUCUUCUUUUUUGGGGGGGGGCCCUGAUUCACCAAAUUUUUUGUGUUAUUUUUUGUCUUAUUUUAUUUUUAUUUUUUAUUAUAAUUAUGUUCCAGUGAAACUUUCAGACGAUUUCUGGUGCAUCAGUUAAUUGACCAAAGAGCAAGAACGACACAGCCAGAUUUCUGUGAGAUGUUCGGUGGCUGUUCCUUCACCUUCGCAUGACCAUGCAGAUGUUUCUGUAUCAAUUAAACCUGACUAUAAUGAUCUUCUAGCGUUCACUCUUCUAAUACUGAUCUAAUAUCAUGGCGUAUUCCGUGAUCCUACUUUCUUCUGAGACAGACAGGAAAAUGAAUCUGAUUUAAACACAAUUUCUACCUUUAUUUAUGGGUGUGUACUAUGUCUGUGCUUUCUUUUUUUUUGUUUUCAUUAAAAAUGAGCUGUUCCUGAUCGUCUCAUGGCUUCCGGAUUUCGAAAUCAGACACCAAACACGUCUAAAGAAUUACAUCAUACAAGGGUGUGGUUACAGGCGUGUAUGACGGAAUACCAUGAUCAUGAAAAUUAUGAAUGGAUGGAGUGAUUAAAAAUAUAUAUAUAAAAAAGAAGCACUGUCUCUGUUCCAAUACUAUUGGGUAUGUUGUAUAUUGGCAGAAUGUAAAUCCCUAUUUGUAAAUCCCUAUUUGUUUCUUCUGAGGAGCUGAGAUUAUUAAGUUUAUUUCAUCUGAAUUUGCAAAAUUGAUGCUGUUCUCCGUCCUCCCUCUUUACUCGUGCACUAUAAAGUAAAUGAGGGAUUGUGGGGACACCAAACAGUGGCUAACGUUAGGGGUCCAAGCACCAAGCUGCCGUUUUUCUCAUUAAUAUUAUCUUUACUAUAAUCUUCCAAAUACUCACUGUAUUUUUCCUCACUUUUCAUUAGUCAUUUCAAACAUAUUGCACUUGCCAUAUUUUCUAGGUUAUAAAGCCCUAUUCGGACGGGAUUCUUUUCUGAAUCAAAUCCAUUUUUAUCAUUAGCAUUUAAAUUAGCAUAUUAAUACUGACCCUUUUUUAGGUCCUUCAGGAAAAUUCUACUUCAAUAACACAUAAAUAAAAAGAAAAUCUUAUUAGUUCACUAAGUAGUGCACUCUAGUAGUCGUGGAUUGGGGGUUUAAAACAGUUCCAGUGAAUUCAGGUAGAAAUCGUUAAAAAUUCUAUUCAUGAAACAAUCAAUGCGUCUAUCAAUGCGGCGCUCAGCUUUAAUCAGCUGGCAGUGAAUGUUAGGGGUCCAAGCACCAAAGGUUUAUUGUUUUCUUUGCUCAUUUCACUCUACCCUUACACUUAAAAGCAAUAUUUUAGAACAUAUCAUUAUUUAGAAGAUAUCAAUAAAUCCUAAUUUUAUUGUUAUUUAUAUCACUUCUUUUACAAAUAAAAGCAAUGUAAGAUACAGUCUAAACCCAUUUAGAUGAAAAAAGCAGCACUGGUCCAGUUAAAUGAGCU
This is a messenger RNA of Hemibagrus wyckioides, 6173 nucleotides long. RefSeq names its product ST8 alpha-N-acetyl-neuraminide alpha-2,8-sialyltransferase 3 (gene st8sia3). Bases 24 to 1613 code for a protein of 529 amino acids. The transcript is spliced from 4 exons. Gene Ontology annotation, molecular function: alpha-N-acetylneuraminate alpha-2,8-sialyltransferase activity. The record is from RefSeq and is a predicted model, not a curated record. Lineage: Eukaryota; Metazoa; Chordata; Actinopteri; Siluriformes; Bagridae. Gene Ontology annotation, biological process: N-glycan processing; oligosaccharide metabolic process.